Messenger RNA from Chelonia mydas (Green sea turtle), 3011 nucleotides. It is a transcript of the gene APLP1, whose product is annotated as amyloid beta precursor like protein 1. The transcript has 17 exons. Gene Ontology annotation, biological process: axonogenesis; central nervous system development. Lineage: Eukaryota; Metazoa; Chordata; Testudines; Cheloniidae. The record is from RefSeq and is a predicted model, not a curated record. Gene Ontology annotation, molecular function: alpha-2C adrenergic receptor binding; heparin binding; alpha-2A adrenergic receptor binding. Gene Ontology annotation, cellular component: Golgi apparatus; plasma membrane. Bases 261 to 2312 code for a protein of 683 amino acids.
CGGGGGCGGGGCCGGGGGGGCUGCAGCAGCCGGGAGCCGCCGCAGCUGGCGGGCCAGGCUCCUCCUGUCACAGCCCAGCCUGGAGGGAGCCGCAGCGCCGGGGCUGGUACAUCCGCGGCGAGCCUGGGGAGAGCGCCGAGCCGAGCGGGGGGGCCCGGCUGAGAGCGGGGAGCUCAGGUUCGCCUGCCCGGCUCCAAGCCCGGCGAGGCGAGCUGGCGGCCGGAACGCGCGGGGCAGGGAGCUCGCCGGGAGCCGCGGCCAUGGCUCUGCCUGCGGGGCUCUGGGCAGCCUGGAUCCAGCUGGUGCUGAGCGCUGGAGCCGCCAGCCAGGCGCUGGGCAUGGUGGGGACAUCUGUGUCCGAGCCCCAGGUGGCCGUGUUCUGUGGGAAGCUGACCAUGCAUCGAAACCUGCAGACAGGCAGGUGGGACCCCGAUGCUGCUGGUGCCCGCAGCUGCUUCCGCAGCCGCCAGGAGAUUCUCGCCUACUGCCAGGAGGUGUACCCUGAGCUGCAGAUCACCAAUGCGGUGGAAGGCACCCAGCCAGUCACCAUUGACAACUGGUGCAAGAAAGGACGUCCCCAGUGCAAGGGGCAUCGGCACAUUGUGGUCCCCUACAGGUGCCUGGUGGGUGAGUUUGUCAGUGAAGCUCUUCUUGUGCCUGACACCUGCAAGUUCCUGCACCAGGAGAAGAUGGACUCAUGUGAGAGCUACAUCUACUGGCAUGGCGUGGCCAAGGAGGCCUGCAGCAGUGAGGGGCUGGAGCUGCACAGCUAUGGGAUGCUGCUGCCCUGUGGGGCUGACCGCUUCCGGGGCGUGGAGUACGUGUGCUGUCCCUCACGCCCCCUCCUUCUCCGGCUGGAGGAGCCCACCCCAGUCCCCCGCAACAUGGCCCAUCUGAAGGAAGAGCCCAAGCGCAGUGAGAGGCUCCCAACGGGCCGCGCCCCCACAGAAGAGGAGACGCUGGAGGCAGAGGGGGAUGGGGAGGAGGAUGUUGAGGAGGAGGAAGAGAACCAAGGCCCCAGGGACAGCGCAGCUGACACCGACCCUUUCCCCGCCACCUGGGAUGACUAUUUUGUGGAGCCCGGUUACUACGAUGACAGCAUCACCCCGACCACCAUCACCACCACCACGCGGAGCACCGAGGAGGAGGGCAAAGCCACUCCUACCCCACGCCCCACAGAUGGCGUGGAUAUCUAUUUCGAGAUGCCAGGCGACGGGAGUGAACAUGCCAACUUCCUGCGAGCCAAGAUGGACCUAGAGGAGCGCAGGAUGAAACAAAUUAAUGAGGUGAUGAAGGAGUGGGCCGAGGCAGACAACCAGGCCAAGGAGCUGCCCAAGGCUGACCGGCAGGCGCUGAAUGAGCAUUUCCAGUCCAUCCUGCAGACGCUGGAGGAGCAGGUGGCGGGCGAGAGGCAGCGGCUGGUGGAGACACACCUGGCCCGGGUGGUGGCCCUGCUGAAUGACAAUCGGCGCGUGGCACUGGAGAGCUACCUGAGCGCUGUGCAGAGCGACAGCCCACAGCCAGAGCGGGUGCUGCAGGCGCUGAGGCGGUACGUGCGGGCGGAGCAGAAGGACCAGCGGCACACGCUGCGGCACUACCAGCAUGUCUGCGCCGUCGACCCCGAGAAGGCCGAGCAGAUGAAGUUCCAGGUGUACACCCACCUGCACGUCAUCGAGGAGCGCAUGAACCAGAGCCUGGCCCUGCUCUACAAGAACCCUCGGCUCUCCACGGGACUGCGGGACCAGAUACAGGAGCUGCUGCGGGCAGAGACCAGCAGCCUGCUCACCACGUCCAUCUCCGAGACACACACCACUGAGGAGUUCCUGCCACUGGACAGCAGUGAGGACCUGAGCCCCGAGGACCAUCCUGACCACCUGGGGACCGAGGACCUCUUCCAGGGGGAAGACUCCCAGCCAGUCGAGAAGAAAGCCUCGGGGAUGGUGGCGGAGUAUGACUACCUCACCAGCGAGAAGACCCCCUUGGGCGAGGAUGAGCAGAGGGUAAACAUUUCCAUGGGGGACAUCAAGGAAGUGGUGUACAAGUCCCCGGAGAUCCAGCGCGACGAGCUGGAGCCGGACACCCUGGUAACCAUUAACAGGGGUGCCCUGAUUGGCCUGCUGGUGGUGGCGGUGGCAGUCGCCAUGGUGAUCAUCAUCAGUCUCUUGAUGGUUCGCCGGAAGCCCUAUGGGACCAUCAGCCACGGCAUUGUCGAGGUGGACCCCAUGGUGAGUCCCGAGGAGCGGCAGCUCAGCAAGAUGCAGAACCACGGCUACGAGAACCCCACCUACAAAUUCUUCGAGGAGAUGCACUGAGAGGCCGACUGCACCAUGGGCGGGAGGGGUAGUGGGGGGGACACGGCGUGAAGCAUUCACAAACCACUACCCCUCCCCCAACACUGACAGGAGAGGAUUAAACCCGCUUCCCCCACCAUGCCUUCCUGUCCCAUCUCCCCUUUGCCCACUGCCCCCCACAAUGCUACCCACCCCCCCCAGUGUGUCUCCCUCCAGUGUUUUCCCAGCCCCUGACAACCCUACCCCUAGUGCUUCCCCCAGCCCCUUUCCCCCUCCCCUGUCCUGGUUUCUAAACAAUCCACUCAACCCCCAUGGAAUCAUGUCCCUACAACGAGGAGGGCUUUGCGUGGGCUGUGGGGGUCGAUCCCAUCAACUGGGCUGUGGGGGGUUCAGGGAGGUGUUUUUUCUAGGUGUUUCUAAUGUGUGUGCGUGCACACAGCACCCCAGCUGCACACAGCACCCCAUCAACGUUCACCCACUCGCACGGGCAACGCUGAGCCCUAUGCUCACACAACGCAGACAUGGCACCAUAACCUACACCCAACCCUGCACACAGCAACACUUGCAUCCAAAUCCACGUGCUGUUAGCUCACCACCUGGCUGUUAGGUGCACCCAUAUUACGCCCCCCCCUUCGCUAGCUGUACUUAGUAUCAGAGGGGUAGCCGUCUUAGUGUGUAUCCACAGAAACGAGGAGGCCAGUGGCACCUUAAAGACUAAUA